Molecule: messenger RNA, 2547 nt
Organism: Crotalus tigris (Tiger rattlesnake)
Lineage: Eukaryota; Metazoa; Chordata; Lepidosauria; Squamata; Viperidae
Product: vomeronasal type-2 receptor 26-like
Exons: 7
Coding region: 1-2547 (848 amino acids)
Biological process (GO): G protein-coupled receptor signaling pathway
Cellular component (GO): membrane
Molecular function (GO): G protein-coupled receptor activity
Source: RefSeq, a predicted model, not a curated record
AUGGCGCUCUUUGUGUUCCUGAUGUUUCUGCUACUACCUGAGACUGUGUCCAACAUUCCAGUUGCUACAUGUAAUAUCUGUUACCCUCUGCCAAUACGCCACCAGUAUUAUCAGCCAGGGGAUCUCAUCAUUGCUGGCAUUAUUUCUCAAGCCUACAUAUUUUCUGACCCUGUGACUUUCAAUCAACACCCGUCUCAUAAUCUUCUGGAUGAGAUUGGAUUUGUGACUCAGAUUUAUCAACAUAUCUUGGCCUUUGUAUUUGCCAUAAUGGAAAUCAAUGAAAACUCUCAGAUAUUACCCAAUAUUUCCCUGGGCUUCCACAUCUAUAAUAGCCAUUUUCUUCAAAGUGGUACUUUACUCGCUUCUCUGGAGCUUCUCUCCACAUGGAACAACUUUAUCCCAAACUACAAGUGUGAUAUUAAAGAUAAUAUUAUGGCAGUCAUUGGAGGACCAGAUUCAGAUGUGGGUUUGUUUAUGGCAACCAUUCUGAGCAUCUACAAGAUACCUCAGGCUGCUGUCUCCAAACUCCUGUUCAGGUCAAGAAUACAUUCCAUACAUUUCUACAGAGGAAUUACUGAGUCUGUCAUUUGUACCUCAAUAACUGUUUGGUUUGGUAUAGCAACUAAACAGAAGAGGUGGAUGUGGAUUGGAGUUAUUUUUAUAGAUGAUGACAAUGGGUUGAGAUUUGUACACACAAUACUGCCCAAGUUUUCCAAGAAGGGCAUCUGCUUUGAUUUUAUAAAAACUUUGCCUACACUGUAUUUUCCCUCUGAUGUUGGUGAGAUGGUGGAUGGAUGGAUCAAAACAUACAAGGUGAUUAGCAAUAGCACAGCCAAUGUUGUGCUCAUACAUGGAGAAAUUCACACUAUGAUCUUUUUGAGGAUGUUCCCUCAUGUUUCAGAAUUUGAGAACAUACCCAUCAAGACCAAGAGCAAAGUCUGGAUUAUGACAGCCCAGAUGGAAUUCACAUCAGUUCCCUUUCUCAAAAACCUUGAGGUUAAUGUUAUCCAUGGUGCUCUGUUGGUCGCCUUCCAUUCAGCUGAUGUGAUGGGAUUUCAAACAUUUCUUAAAAGAAGAAACCCAAAUGCAGAAAAUGGAGAUGGAUUCAUCAAGGACUUUUGGCAACAGGUCUUUAAUUGUCACUUCUGUUCUCCGAGAGGACCCAAGAUUGUCAGAGAUGUCUGCACUGGGGAGGAGAAGGUGGAGACACUACCUAGGUCAGUUUUUGAAACCACUAUGACUAGUCACAGCUACAGCCUCUACAAUGCAGUUUACACUUUGGCCCAUGCUUUGCAACCCAUGGAUUCAUCUCAGUUGAAUUCCAGAAUGACAGCAGAAAUAAAAAGAAGGAAUUCCAUCAGAAAAGAGCCAUGGCAGCUCCACCAUUAUUUAAGAAGCCUCUCAUUUAACAAUAGUCUUGAGGAAAGAAUUUCUUUUGAUGAAAACAGGGAACUGAAAGCUGGGUUUGAUAUUAUCAAUUGGGUGACAUUCCCAAAUCAGACCUUUCUUCGUGUCAAGGAACCACCCUCUUCCUUGUGUAAUGACUUUUGCCAUUUGGGUCACAGGCGGAUAAAAAAAGAAGGCAAUCCUUUUUGCUGUUAUGAUUGCUUUCCAUGCCCAGCUAGGAUGAUCUCAAGCCAGAUGGAUAUGGAUUCCUGCACUCCAUGUCCAGAAGAUCAUUAUCCAAACAAAGAGCAAGAUCACUGCAUUCCCAAAGAUAUCAGUUUUCUGAGAUAUGGAGAACCUUUAGGGAUCAGCCUGACCACUCUUUCUCUUUUCUUUUCUUGCACCAUGGGUCAAAUAUUUUGGAUCUUCCUUAAAUACAGACAAACUCCCAUCGUCAAAGCCAACAAUCGGAACCUCACCUAUACCCUGAUCAUUUCCCUCCUGCUCUCUUUUCUUUCCCCUUUGCUUUUUGUUGGUCAACCAGAACAGGUGAGGUGCCUGCUUCGCCAAACUACUUUUGGCAUUAUCUUUUCAGUGGCAAUUUCUUGCAUUUUGGCCAAAACUCUGAUUGUAGUUCUGGCUUUUAUGGCCACCAAACCAGGCUCUAGAAUCAGGAAAUGGGUGGGAAAACCACUGGCCCAGUCUAUCAUCUUCUCCUGUUCCCUUACUCAAAUCACCAUUUGUGCGGUGUGGCUGGCAACCUUUCCUCCAUUCCCUGAUGUUGAUAUGUACUCUCUGACUGAAGAAAUUGUCUUGGAAUGCAAUGAGGGUUCAACUAUCAUGUUCUGCUGCAUGCUGGGUUUUAUGGGCUUCCUGGCCAUGAUCAGCUUCACUAUGGCUUGCCUAGGAAGAAAGUUACCAGACAAUUUCAAUGAAGCCAAAUUCAUCACCUUCAGCAUGAUGGUCUUCUGCAGUGUUUGGCUCUCCUUUGUUCCAGCCUAUCUCAGCACCAAGGGGAAAUAUGUGGUAGCUGUGGAGGUCUUCUCCAUCUUGGCCUCUGGUGCUGGUUUACUAGGUUGUAUUUUCUCUCCCAAAUGCUACAUCAUCUUGAUCAGGCCUGAGCUGAAUGAUAGAAAGUACCUGAUGAGAAGGAAAAAAUGA